Messenger RNA from Centruroides sculpturatus (bark scorpion), 1201 nucleotides. Its product is annotated as trihelix transcription factor GTL1-like. The transcript has 3 exons. Bases 17 to 622 code for a protein of 201 amino acids. Lineage: Eukaryota; Metazoa; Arthropoda; Arachnida; Scorpiones; Buthidae. The record is from RefSeq and is a predicted model, not a curated record.
UUUGCGCUUAAACAAAAUGGCAGCCACCACGAUGGAAUUCGUCGAAUUUGUUUACGAGAACUUAAAAAUUGAACUAAAAGUUGAUUCUUCAAUUAAACGUCGUUUAGAAAAUGAUCAUGAUUUCAUUCCUCGGUUUUUUGAAGAACUGAUAUAUGAGAGGGGAAUGAGAGAACAGAUUGGUUUACCAGAAGAUGUUGAUAUUAAUUCAAUAAGACUGGCCAGCAAAUCACACGAGGAGGGAGAAUCAGGAGACUUCUCUUGGACUGAUUCCUCCACGCGGUUGUUGAUAACAACAAGAUUAAAUAUGGACGAUGAAUUCAGAAAACCCAUAAGAAAAACAAAAUUAUGGGAUUCAAUAUCAAAAAAGAUGGAAAAUCAUGGUUACACUAUUUCUCCCAGUGACUGUGAUAAGAAAUGGAGAAAUCUGAAGACGACAUAUAAAAGAAAUAGAGAUAAGGCAAAACAACACACUGGGGAAUCUGCCAUUACCUGGCCAUACUUCAAGUUACUGGACCAGGAACUUGGAUCUAGAGUGGACAUCAAUCCUCCAGAAGAAAGUAUCAUUUCUUCUGAACCAUGCGUGGAGCAGAUCCCAUCUCCCAGUGAACUUUCAAGCAGUUAGUCAGGAUUGCCUGCCCACUCUGAAUGUGAUGUGGCAGCAGUACAUCCCCCUUCAAUAAAUUCUUUUCGGAAUCACACAAAUUUAAAAAGAAAAAGAAAAGAAGAUCCACCAGAGUGGUUUCAAGCUUGGGCCAGUAAGCAAGAACAAGAGAAGAAAGAGGAUCGUGAGAGAGAAGAUCAGCGCUGGCAGGAGUUUAAAGAGAUCGAAGAAAAGCGUUUGAAACAAGAGAAAGAAUGUGAAGAGAAGAGAGUGAACAUGAUUAGUUCUCUUCUAAAUGUAUUGCAAAAAAUUGCAGAAAAAUAAAAUUGUUUUAUUUACAAUAAUUUUUACAUUUGAUAUUUUUAAUCUUUGCUCAAUUUUUACAUUUCCCCCAAUUAUUUAACUUUAGUAUAAUUCAAUGAAUUGUAUUAGUGAGAAUAACAUUUAUUAAACAAUUUCAUAUAACUAAUGAGAAAAUGAUAAAAUUGUACAUAAAAUUUUAAAUUUAUAUGAUUUUACACAUAUAUUUUAAUAAAGUUUCUGAUAAUAAAGGCUAAUAAAUACAUUUCUAACACACCGGUUUAAUACAUGCUGGGUUGA